UCGCCCUGUCCCGCCGCUGUCCUAGUCCUGACUCGUCGUCGUUCCCAUCUCAGCAGCCGCCGCCCUGUGUCCUCUCAGUGCUCCGGUGAAUCACGACGCCGUUGCUGUGCAUUUGACACUCUUUGUAAGCUCUCGACAUACAUUGUACUUUCUUAAUCGAUGAAUCUCAACGCCCAUUGCUUUUCAUAAAAAAAAACUAUUUGUAGACAAAUUUAGAAUAUAGUAUAAAUAGAUGGUAUGAUCUAAGCACUCCUCUUUAUGAUCGAUGUAGGCCGAAAAUAAUUUCUAAAUUGAUAGGGUUUUGAUCCCUUGACAUUUUGGUUCUCGUAUCAUAUUAAAAUAUACGUCUUGAACUGUGUUGUCCGAAAGCUUGACCCGGCAAGGAAAAUAAGACGGUGAUUGGAUGAUAUGUAAAUAAGGCCGAAUUGAUAAGUAAAUGGUCGGGGUUGUUGGAGUUGCUUUUGCCAGAUUCCGUCAUACAUGUUUGUCCUGUUUCCCUCAGAUUCCGGAUCUGUGAAAGGGAAACGAGCCCAUCUGAGGAGGCUGUUGUUUACGCUUGGUGUAUCUUUCUGUAUCGACAGAUUUGUCCUCAUUCUCUUCUGUACCUCUACUUGGGUUUAGGCUCGUACAAAUUCUGAAGUAACCAUCGGUUCUCCUCUCACUGUGACAAAGACAACCCCAGCAAGCAGAACUCCGGACGCCACAACAACAGCCAUGAUUUCCAUGGGCACGGAAGGGAACCUGCGCCGCCGCGUGCUAGUCUUCCCUCUCCCGUACCAAGGCCACCUGAACCCCAUGUUCCAGCUCGCAGGCCUCCUCCACGCGCGGGGCUUCGCCAUCACCGUCUUCCACGCCCACUUCAACGCGCCCGACCCGUCCGGCCACCCGGCCUUCGACUUCAUCCCCGUCCCCGACGGCAUGCCCGCGGGCAACCCCGAGUCGGUUGAGGUGACCGUGGAGCACAUCUUCACCGUGAACCGCGCCUGCGAGGCGCCCUUCCGCGAGCGCCUGGCCGCCCUUCUGGACGCGCCGGGCCGCAGGGCCGAGGUCGCGUGCCUCGUCGCCGACGCGCACCUGCUGACGCUCGUGAACGUUGCCCAGCAGCUAGGCGUCCCGACGCUGGCGCUCCGCACCGGCAGCGCCGCCUGCUUCCGCAACUUCAUGGCCUACCCCAUGCUCUGCGACAAGGGCUACCUCCCAGCUCAAGAGUCGCGGCUGGACGAGCCGGUGGGCGAGCUGCCGCCGUACCGCGUGCGGGACCUGAUGGCCAUCGGCAACGGCGGCGUGGUGCACGAUAUGGCGCGCAGGCUGAUGGCCCGGGCGGUGGAGGCCGUGAGAGCCUCUGCCGGGUUCAUCCUCAACACCUUCGACGCGCUCGAGGCCGACGACCUGGCCACGACGCGGCGGGACCUGGCGCUCCCCGUCUUCGACAUCGGCCCGCUCCACAAGAUCUCGCCCGCGGCGUCCAGCAGCCUGCUAACGCAAGACCCCGGCUGCCUGGAGUGGCUGGACGCGCAGGCCCCGGCGUCCGUGCUCUACAUCAGCUUCGGCAGCCUGGCCAACAUGAGCGGCGCGGAACUCGCCGAGACGGCGUGGGGCAUCGCCGACAGCGGGCAGCCGUUCCUCUGGGUCCUCCGCAGGGACCUCGUCCGCGGCGCUGCGGAGGCCGCGCUCCCGGCAGGAUUCGACGAGGCGACACGCGGCAGGGGGAAGAUCGUGGGCUGGGCGCCGCAGGAGGACGUCCUGGCGCUCGCCGCCGUCGGCGGGUUCUGGACGCACUGCGGGUGGAACUCGACGCUGGAGAGCGCGUGCGGGGGCGUGCCCAUGCUCUGCCGGCCCUGCUUCGGCGACCAGAUGGGCAACGCCAGGUACGUCGAGCACGUGUGGCGCGCCGGGAUCACGCUGGACGGGGAGCUCGUCAGGGGCAAGGUGGAGGCGGCCAUCCGGAGGCUGAUGCGGAGCAAGGAAGGAGACGAGAUGAGGGAGCGUGCUCGGGAGCUCAAGAGCAGAGCGGAUGAGGCCAUCGCCGAGGAUGGGUCUUCUCGGCGCAGCAUCGACAAGUUGGUCGAUCACAUUCUGUCCCUGUAGAAGUCUUACUCCGUACUGCAAGGGCCUUUCUGGACCAACGAUACUCUAACGAUGUUCUGUUUGCAAAGACCUGGCGCAACGAUGUUCUGUUUUUCUGUUUGCAA
Messenger RNA from Brachypodium distachyon (stiff brome), 2192 nucleotides. RefSeq names its product DIMBOA UDP-glucosyltransferase BX8. Bases 715 to 2088 code for a protein of 457 amino acids. Lineage: Eukaryota; Viridiplantae; Streptophyta; Magnoliopsida; Poales; Poaceae. The transcript is spliced from 2 exons. The record is from RefSeq and is a predicted model, not a curated record. Gene Ontology annotation, molecular function: UDP-glycosyltransferase activity.